Molecule: messenger RNA, 417 nt
Organism: Saccharomyces paradoxus
Lineage: Eukaryota; Fungi; Ascomycota; Saccharomycetes; Saccharomycetales; Saccharomycetaceae
Exons: 1
Coding region: 1-417 (138 amino acids)
Biological process (GO): regulation of DNA-templated transcription
Molecular function (GO): zinc ion binding; sequence-specific DNA binding
Source: RefSeq, a predicted model, not a curated record
AUGUAUGUAAACAUUAUCACUAGAAAUCUGAGUUGCGAGCAGUUUAGGAGGAUUUCUGUUGAAUCCCUGCUGAAUAAAGAAGAGUCAAUGACAACUCUAUUGGUAGCUCCAAUGAACUCAGGAUCAACUAGUAAGAAUAUGGGGCCUAUUUUUUUAAAAACAGACUCAUACAAAAGGAGACAAAAGGUACCAAUUACGAAAACCUGUAACCAAUGUAAUGAAAUAAAGACCUCAUCUCAGUGGAGGGAGGGACCAACUGGCGGAUCAUGUCUAUGUAAUGCAUGUGGACUUUUCUAUAGAAAAUUGUUUUUGGCCUUUGGAAAACAUGCUGCUAAACGGUACUUGGAGGAAAUCAAAAACACCGGAGCCAAGAGACGAAUUCCAAGGUCACUUUACGGUGUGCAAAGGAGCUCAUAG